GGCUCUCUUGUCAAGCAGCUAGCAAUCGCAAAUAAGAGCCUUGGUGGUGGUGUAGUUGUGGUGCUAGCAGAAAGAGACAAAGAAGAAAUGGAGAUGGACAUAGCAAAACUAGAAUUUGAUUUCAUGAAAACAUCUGUUAUAUGUAGGAGUGGCAGUCCUCUUAUACUGGCUGACUUGAAAAAGGUUUCAGUUUCCAAGGCACGUGCUAUCAUUGUUUUGGCAGCUGAUGAAAAUGCGGAUCAAAGUGAUGCACGUGCUUUGCGGGUUGUACUGAGCCUUACCGGUGUAAAGGAGGGCUUAAGGGGUCACGUUGUUGUCGAGAUGAGUGAUCUGGACAAUGAGCCUUUAGUGAAACUUGUUGGAGGAGAACUAAUUGAAACAGUGGUUGCUCAUGAUGUGAUUGGACGUUUGAUGAUACAAUGCGCUCUCCAGCCUGGCCUUGCACAGAUAUGGGAAGAUAUAUUGGGAUUUGAGAAUGCAGAGUUCUAUAUAAAAAGGUGGCCUCAGUUGGAUGGUAUGCAUUUUGAGGAUGCACUAGUUUCAUUCCCUGAUGCAGUACCCUGUGGAGUUAAGGUUGCUGCAAAUGAUGGGAAAAUCAUAAUAAAUCCUGAUGACAAUUAUGUUCUAAAAGAUGGCGAUGAAAUCCUUGUUAUUGCUGAAGAUGAUGAUACUUAUGCUCCAGGUCCUUUACCAGAGGUAUACCAUCUACCUUUCCUUUAUGCAUCAAAGGAUCUUGAGUAUCCAAAUCUUGUGUUUGGGCAGUUUGCUUCCACUGGUGCCCUAGUUUCUUGCAGUGUAAAUCAAUACUGAGCUAGUUCACACCGG
Molecule: messenger RNA, 825 nt
Organism: Elaeis guineensis (African oil palm)
Lineage: Eukaryota; Viridiplantae; Streptophyta; Magnoliopsida; Arecales; Arecaceae
Source: RefSeq, a predicted model, not a curated record